Messenger RNA from Panicum virgatum (switchgrass), 3796 nucleotides. RefSeq names its product PH, RCC1 and FYVE domains-containing protein 1-like. Bases 361 to 3354 code for a protein of 997 amino acids. Gene Ontology annotation, molecular function: metal ion binding. The record is from RefSeq and is a predicted model, not a curated record. The transcript has 10 exons. NCBI's taxonomy places the organism in Eukaryota, Viridiplantae, Streptophyta, Magnoliopsida, Poales, Poaceae.
GCCUUCCGUCCGCGACCUAGAGCCCGUUCGUUGCCCGUUGCCUCUCUCUCCUCGACUCCCCCUAUCUCGCGCCGCCCACGGCGAAUGCGCGGAGCAAAAUCCUCGCGCUCCCCGAUCGCGUACCGUGCACGUCGCCGGAGGAGUGCGGCCGCCGAUUGCCCUCGCGGGCGGCGGAGCCGGCGCCCUCCCUACGCGGACCAAGCGCUGCCUCGAUGCGCGCCCAAUCCGAUCGCCGCGUGAUGUCCCGCAACGGAGUUUUGAGGGACAAUUCAGGGGAAAGCCAUUCAGUUGCAUUAGAUGGUUGUUUCUGAAAUGAUCUCAUUUUGUGACUCUGACACAUGAUUGUGUGUGCUAUGUGAAAUGGCUUCAGAGUUUUUGAAGAAUGGUCCCUUUGAUAGGGAUGUUGAACAGGCAAUAACAGGCUUGAAGAAAGGGACGCAUCUGUUGAAAUAUGGCCGCCGAGGAAAACCAAAAUUCUGUCCGUUCAAACUUUCAAAUGAUGAAACUAUGCUCAUCUGGUACACUGGGAAAGUGGAGAGGCAAUUGAGACUCAAUCAAGUUUCAAGAAUAAUACCUGGGCAGAGGACGGCUAUCUUCCAGCGAUACCCAAGACCUGAUAAGGAGUUUCAGUCAUUUUCCCUUAUAUAUGGCCAUAGAUCAUUAGAUCUGAUUUGCAAAGACAAGGAUGAAGCGGAGGCAUGGUUUGUUGGUUUAAAGGCACUUAUUUCUCGAUGGGUGAUGGAGACAAAAGAUGGGAAAGUGUCUGAUAACCCAGCUAAGCAUAUUCAGCAAGUUUCACCAUUGUUGUUUCCAUUUUAUGGUAAUGAUGCCAAAAAAAGUGACUUGCAAAAUGUCAAUGCUCAUGAAGUCAUUGGAUUUGGAAAUAUUUUCUCUGAUGUGAUAUGCACUGGACAGGACAGGAGUAGAAUAAGUGCAGGGUCUAUCGGUGCUUCUAGCUCCGUCUCAUCUGGAGGUGCAGAUACAUCCAGUGGAGGAGCAUCUGGAGUUAGCUAUUCAAGAUCAGUAAGUUCAUCCAGCUAUGGAUCAGGUGAUGAUUUUGAUUCGUCGGGGGAUGUUUUCAUUUGGGGAAAAGGUGUCGGUGCUUAUGCUUCACAUACAUCUGGAAAUCUGCAUGAUUCUAGGAGUGAUCUAUCUUCACCAAAGGCGCUGGACUCAACGUUUUUGUUGGAUAUUCGCAGCAUAGCUUGUGGGAGUAAGCAUUUAGUGCUUGUUACCAAACAAGGAGAAAUAUACAGCUGGGGGGAAGAGUUAGGGGGUAGGCUUGGACAUGGAGUUGAUGCUGAUGUUUGUCACCCUAAGCUUAUCAGAGCUUUGAGUGGAAUAAUUAUUGAAUCUGUUGCCUGCGGGGAAUUCCAUACUUGUGCUGUCUCUUUUUGCGGGGAUCUCUACACGUGGGGUGAUGGCACACAUUAUUCUGGUGUUCUUGGUCAUGGAAAUGAUACUGCUCAUUGGAUUCCAAAGAAGGUCUAUGGCCCUUUGGAAGGUCUGCACAUAUCUUUAGUAUCAUGUGGACAAUGGCAUACGGCCAUUGUGACAUCAUUAGGCCAAUUGUUCACCUUCGGUGAUGGAGUAUUUGGUGCACUGGGCCAUGGAGAUCGCCUAAGCACAAACAUCCCAAGGCAAGUGAACUCUCUGAAAGGAAUGCGUGUUCUGCGUGCAGCUUGUGGCACUUGGCACACAGCUGCAAUAGUUGAGAUUGUAGACUUUCUUGAUCCUGCUGCAGCCACCAAACUAUUUACAUGGGGAGAUGGGGACAGAGGUCAGCUUGGACAUGUCGACAGAGAAGCAAGGUUCAUACCAGCCUGUGUGGCAUCGCUUUUAGAACCUAGUUUUUGCCUGGUAGCUUGUGGGCAUGACUCUACUGUUGCUCUAUCAACCUCUGGGCAAGUGUACACCAUGGGCAGUAAUGCUUUUGGGCAGCUUGGAAAUCCAAAGACUGAUGGAAAGUUCCCUACUCUUGUUGGAGGGAUCAUCUCUAGUAGUUUUAUUGAAGAAAUAGCAUGUGGUUCUCAUCACAUUGCUGUGCUGACUUCUAAAGCUGAAGUUUAUACUUGGGGCAGGGGUGCAAAUGGUCGUUUAGGACAUGGAGACAGUGUCAAUCGAAACACUCCAACUCUUGUUGAAGCUUUAAAAGAUAAGCUAAUCAAGAGUGUAGUUUGUGGAGCUGAUUUCACUGCUGCUAUAUCUCUCCAUAAGUGUGCAUCCGGUUUAGAUCAGGCAGUAUGCUCUGGCUGUCACUUGCAAUUCGGUUUUAGAAGAAAACGACACAACUGUUAUAACUGUGGUUUAGUUUUUUGCAAAGCAUGCAGCAGUAGAAAAUCAACGAGAGCUUCUUUGGCACCUGAUUCAUUCAAGCCGUACCGGGUAUGCGAUGAGUGCUACACCAAACUCAGUACUGUGGCAGAUGGAAAAAAUCUGAGAAAUUCAGGGCUUCUUGAGGGAAAUCCUCAUCAAUUGUCCAGGGAAGCCACUGAUCCAGAUAAGAGUUUGCGGUCACGACUGUCUAAGCUUUUGACUUGUGAUUCGUUCAAGCCCGAUGGUAAAUACUCACUGGGUACCGGCCAACUUCCUCUAGCUCGCAUACGAAACAUGAAUCGGAGUACUACGAACUUGAUUGGACAGUCCAAGGAGUUGAUAUCUUCUUGCGUUCCUACCUCAAAAGUAGGCUCUCAUUCCCAGCCAACAUCGCCUCUGUCCUCCGGACCAAGUUCGCCAAAUCCUAUCCGACAAGAAAAUAAGUUAAGUGAGAAUCUUACUGAAGAAGUUGCUAGACUGAAGUCCCAGGUGAACAAGCUGACCCACAAAUCGGAACUACUUGAAGAUGAACUUGCAAAGGCUAAUAAUCAAUUAAGGGAGGUCAGGGCUACUGCUGAUUUAGAAAACUUGAAGUGCAAAGCAGCGAACGAAAUUAUCAGUGUCCUUAAAACUCAGAUCAAAGCUAUGACACCAAGACCUGAGUGUACUUCGAAAGGCAGUUGGGCUGAUCAUGUAUCUAAGUUGUUUGGAAGUCAUCCCCGCGAUAAUAAUUUGCAGGAUGUUCAUAGGCCACCUGAUUCCAGUGGCCAGCAGGCUCAUCGAUCGUCCUGCAAUGGAAAUAGCAUUGUAGCUGAUGCAGAAUGGAUCGAACAGGUUGAACCUGGUGUUUACAUCACUGUGUUCCGCUCACCUGCAGGUCAGAAGUACCUCAGGCAUGUGCGUUUUAGUAAGAGACGUUUCACAGAACAACAAGCAGAACUAUGGUGGGCCAACCACCGAUCAACCCUACAAGAGCAAUAUGGUAUUCUGCCUGGAGACAGUAUCUUCCUAUCAAGAACAAUUCGCGAAAAGGGAUAGGCUAAUCUCUUCGACUAAUUGGUGCAUAUAUCAACUUAUCCUGCCAGAAAAUGUAUAUUUCCUUUUUUCUUGAGCAAAAAAUGUAUGUCUUUUUGGAGGUGAUUUCCUGUUCUUUCUUCUGGGUAGUUGCAUCCGAGAAGCAAUGGGAGGUGUGUGCUGGAGAUUAAGCUCACUGAAUUCCUUGGCCUCAUCCCACUCCAGCUGGAUGGAUAUUACUCACGGCUUCCAUCGUUGUGUUCUCUGUACAAAAGAUACAGCAAAGGAUGAGGUUUUACGAAAAGAGGAAGAUACGAAGAGGGUUGUAUAUCUCAUAGUUCGUUGUGGCCAUUUGUCUGAGUUUACUUGUAGUUUGUGCAUGAGGGGUCUGAGUUUACUUGUAGUUUGUGCAAAAUGUCUCUGCAGUGGUGGUUAACAUAGGUAAUCCGUGUGUUCUGGAGCUUCA